AUGCUAUCAACUACCGAAGAUGGAGAUAAUCCCUCAAAGGAUUCCGACCCUUUAGAUGAGGCCCAAGCGAACCCAAACGGAACAUGGCCAAGCUCGGGUGACCGCGUAGCACCUGCACCACAACCCGCAUGUGCUGCGCAACCCCUCUCCAAACGCGUAACCCAUAUCUACACCGGCUCCUAUUUAAUCCUCUUCUCGCUCCUGGGAACACUGGCCCGCCUAGGCCUACAGGCACUGACAUUCUACACAGGCGCUCCUGUCGUGACAGGGGUGCUAUGGGCAAAUGUAGCUGGAAGCCUGAUCAUGGGUUUCCUGAGCGAAGACCAGAAGUUGUUCCGCGAAGAGUGGGGGUUAAAUCCAGCCAAGGAACCAGCUAUAGACGCAGUUGGGGACGAGUCCAAGAUCAAGAACAAGAAACACAUGGCUGUGAAAAAGACCAUCCCCCUGUACAUUGGGUUGACGACAGGGUUCUGCGGUUGCUUCACCUCCUUCUCGUCCUUUAUACGGGACGUCUUCCUCGCUCUGGCAAAUGUCCUUCCCGAUCCGUCGCGGCCUACCGGAUCCCACCCGACCUCCCGCAAUGGCGGGUAUAGCUUCAUGGCGCUGGUCGCUGUGAUUCUACUCACCGUAUCGCUGAGUCUGUCGGCGCUUAUCGUCGGUGCACAUCUUGCCCUGGCUCUACAACGCGUGACACCCACCGUGCCCUUUGCGUUCAUGCGACGAGUCCUCGACCGAGUUGUGGUCGUGCUGGCCUGGGGAUGUUGGCUUGGAGCUGUGUUCCUAGCCAUCUGGCCGCCAGACAGACAUGAUGGCCCAGAUGUGUGGCGCGGCCGGGCGGUAUUCGCUCUCGUCUUUGCGCCCCUUGGCUGUCUUCUUCGGUUUUACGUCUCGCUGCACCUGAAUAGUAGGAUUCCCACCUUCCCACUCGGUACGUUUGCGGUUAAUAUCUUUGGAACUAUUAUUGAGGGUCUUUGCUAUGACUUGCAGCACGUUAAUGGUCUUGGGGCGGUGGGUCCUGCUGCUAUGACGGGUUGCCAGGUGCUGCAGGGUGUUAUGGAUGGAUUCUGUGGGAGCUUGACCACUAUCAGUACUUGGGUUGCCGAGUUGAAAGGACUGGCUCAUCGGCGCCAUGCGUAUUUGUAUGGAAGUGUCAGCAUAGUUGUCGCCCUUGGGUUUUUGGUUGUUAUCAUGGGUUCGUUGUUGUGGACGCGUGGGUUUGCCGAGCCCGUGUGUGGAUAG
Penicillium digitatum Pd1 is the source of this 1239-nucleotide messenger RNA. Its product is annotated as FluC/FEX family fluoride channel. The record is from RefSeq and is a predicted model, not a curated record. Gene Ontology annotation, molecular function: fluoride transmembrane transporter activity. NCBI's taxonomy places the organism in Eukaryota, Fungi, Ascomycota, Eurotiomycetes, Eurotiales, Aspergillaceae. Gene Ontology annotation, biological process: fluoride transmembrane transport. Gene Ontology annotation, cellular component: plasma membrane.